UAUGAAACUUAAUAAUAUUCCAAAGAUAAAAAGUUCAAUUGAUUUAACUUCCGGCGAAGAUAGUUCAGAAGAAAUUAUAGAUUUAUGGAAUAUGCGUAUUAAAUUUGGAAAGGAAACUAAUCAAGUCGAAGAAUUUUUACAAAAUUUAGCGCAACAUUCAAAAUCUAUUGUCGUUGGUAUCAAUCGGUUAAAAGAAAAUUUUAAUUCGCUAAUUACAUGCUACGAAGGUCCAAGUAUGCUGAAUAAUACGUGUGAUAUGUAUAACUCUGAAAACUUUCAAGUUGAGUCAACUUUAAAAGAAGAUCUAAAUCCAUUAUUUUCGAAUUACAAGAACAUUGUUGAACAGCUUGAAAACAUCAAUUUACAACGUAGUAACCUUCUUUGUGAAUUAAGCCAAUUUUUCUCAAAAGAGAGAGGUCUAAAAGAAGUGUCUUCUUAUAGGCCAAUUGAUACAACCAAUUUUACAAUAAACUACAUAUCAUUCAAGCAAUGUUUACAAAAAUUGUCAAACAUUAGCUCUCAUUUUGACUAUCUUAAAGAUCAACUCUAUUUACAAACAACCGUAGAUCUCGAUAAAAGAUUACAUAACAAAAAAGACAAUAGUCCUAAGAAAAAAAAUUGGGAAUUACAGAUUCAAGAAAUGAAAGAUAUCAUUGUCCGCAUUCCACAUAGUAAAGAGAACGAUGAACUGCAAAUGAAAUUAAAUCAGAUUGAAAAAUUCCUAGUCGAAAACAAUGAAAUAUUGAAAGGACAAUUGUUAGAAUUAGAAUUUCUUAGAAAAAUAGAAAGUAAACGGAACGAAUUAAAUAACGAUUUGUUAGACGAUAGAGACAAUCAAUUAAAGAAUAAAUUACUAUUACUCAAUACAUCGAAAUAUCAAAUUAAGACUUUAAAUCGUCUAGUAAUUAAAUGGAAGAGACUAUUCGAUAAACGCAACGAGAUUAUCAGUUCAUUAUUAAAGGAUAGAGAGGAACUUCUUAAUCAAAUUAAAUUAAAUAAUUUUAUACCCGAUUAUUCAAAAUUAAGCGAAUUUAGAGAGUUAAAAGAAUUAUCUAAUACAAAAGAUGAUUAUUAUCAACAAUACUAUACAAAUAAUUUAAUAGAUAAGAGUAAAACAAACGAAUUGGAUAGAUGUAGAUAUGAGAGGGAUCGUUUAAGAAAGGAAAUUGAAAUUAGAUUACCAAUAACAAACGAAACUUUAGUACAAUUAAGAAAUAUUAUAAAGAAAUUACAUAAUAGGCUCUCGUCCAAAUCGAAGAUGCUACUAUCAAAAAGAAAAGCUAAAAAGAGAUUAAGUCAAGCCGAAACUACUUUAAUCGUUGAUACACUAAAGAAUUUAGAGAAAUCUUGCAACAUUCUCACUGAUUCUAAUACAACUCAACAUCCCAAAUUAUCAGAGGAUAAAAUAAGUACGAAUACAUUAAAUAGUCCAACAAAUGCAAAUAUUAUUGAAGGUCAUCAAAUGACAAAAAUACAAAGGUAUUACGAAGAGAAUUUUAGUAAUGAUAUUGAAAAGAAUACUGAGAAUAACAGUUUUAUUGAAAUUCAAUCAAAAUUUCAAUGUUUAAGAGAACAUUUCGAAAUUCUUUACGAUUUAGUUGAAACUAAUGAUUUAUUGGAUAGCACUACACUUUUUACUUUUGAACAAGUUCGUGAACUACAAACCAGUUCCAAUGUCAUAAAAUAUCAAAUAGACAAAGCCGAAGAAAAGAGAACAAGUUUUUUUGAGAAUAUAUCGAAGGUCGUCGAAAAAGAGACGACAGGCCUAUUCCCGCCCACAGAAUUAGAAUACUUACAGUCGCACGCUUUAACUUACUCUUUCGAAUUAGUAAAUUGUUUAACUAGUCUUAUUUCUAAUCAGAAUAAAAGAUUAUUAAUUCAAGAGAAUUAUAUACAACUACUUGAGAAACAAAUAUUAAAAGGGGAAAACAAAAUAACUACUAGUUUAACAAGGCUUGAUAAACCAGAAUUAAAAUGUAUGGAACAAGAUAUAAAGCAGGAUACUCAUACUUCAAUAAACAGUCAGAUGAGUACUAGACAGAGUAAUAGACAGAGUAAUAGACCGAGUUCCCAAUGUUUUAUAAUGAAUAAAUCGGAGAUCAUUAGCGAAACAAUUGAUACGUCAUUUGAAAAUUACAGCAUUUAUAAUAAAAUUAAUAAUGAAAAAAAGAAGGUCAAAAGACGCAAAAAAAGUACCAGUAAGAGGACGACGGAAACUAUUAAACCAUAUAAAAUGGGGACAUUUUUAAAAAAUAAGAAAGCCUAUAAAAAAUUUCGUAAAAUUUCACUAUUAAAAAAGAAAUCUGUCUGA
Dimorphilus gyrociliatus is the source of this 2311-nucleotide messenger RNA. NCBI's taxonomy places the organism in Eukaryota, Metazoa, Annelida, Polychaeta, Dinophilidae. The record is from the annotation of a GenBank genome assembly.